CAGCACCGAUUGACACAAAAAGAAAGUGGAACGAACACGCCUUUCGAGCAUUUCUUGCCUAGUUGUGCAAAUCAAAAGUCAUGGCUUUUCAAUCAACUCCUAUGGAUUUAUCCGUCGUCAUCACUACGCCUGCCACAGGCUCUAGCGCCGAGCCACGCUUUUUAACGGAGCGCAGAGUCACUCCAACAUGGACUGUCAUGCAGCUGAAGACGAAGCUUGAGACCAUGACCGGUGUUCCUCCCAGCUGCCAGCGUCUUCGUCUCAAGUCUCCCGGGCAUCAGGAACAGUGGGUUGAAGGUGACGAUAGCAUUAUCGGUGACUGGGGUUUGAUGAGAGGCUCUGAAUUAGAGGUUCAUGAUACUCGUCCUCAAGCUACGCGGCCCAACUUCACCGACCUGUCGUCCGUCGAGAAGUAUGUUCUGCCACCUUCCACGUACGAGGCGCUCCCCAAUUCCGUUCUGGCGUGGAAAAAAAUCCAGAAGCUUGGUCGCUUCGACCCCAAUGCUGUGUCUCCUGGAGAAGCUAUGCGCAGUCAAGUGCUGAGAGACAUAAAUGAAGUCGAACGCAAAGGUAUUGCUGUUAACAAGCGAGCCAUUGUCCUUCCGUCAUCUCCGCCACAUGUUCGACGCGGCACAAUUCGCUUCGUUGGACCAGUACCGACGAUACCCUUCCCUGGGAUAGAGUCUGAUUUAUUAGAAAAUGACUCUACUUUUCCAGUCUGGGUAGGAAUUGAACUUGACGAGCCACUGGGUAAGAACGACGGCAGUGUGGGAGGAAAGAGCUACUUUAUUUGCCCGGCCAAGACGGGUGUCUUCGUUAAACCUGAGAAAGUGGAAGUAGGAGACUGGCCGCCCUUGGGCUUGGAUGAUUUGGACGCUGAAAUGGAGGAAAUAUAAUCAAUGGUCUUCUGGCAUGACCACUAUAUUUCACUAGAAUCUUGGCACUAACCAGUCCUAACCACAACACUCCAAUAAAGCUUGUGAUCGGCUUGACAGAUCUCCCAGUCAGACACGCUCCCGCGCCGACGGAAUAGCAGAGA
Aspergillus saccharolyticus JOP 1030-1 is the source of this 1039-nucleotide messenger RNA. RefSeq names its product TBCB family protein. The coding region runs from base 81 to 896 and encodes 271 amino acids. The transcript is spliced from 3 exons. Gene Ontology annotation, cellular component: microtubule plus-end; nucleus; cytoplasm. The record is from RefSeq and is a predicted model, not a curated record. NCBI's taxonomy places the organism in Eukaryota, Fungi, Ascomycota, Eurotiomycetes, Eurotiales, Aspergillaceae. Gene Ontology annotation, biological process: cytoplasmic microtubule organization. Gene Ontology annotation, molecular function: microtubule plus-end binding.